GCGUCGUUUUUCUGUGGGCGUGGAUCUGCCUAAAUAACGGUGCGGGCCACACUUCAGGGUUUUCAGACAGAGGUACUACAAGAAGGAAAAACAGCGUCAUGCCAGAAGGGUAAAAGCGGCGAGGUGGUCGUUUUCGCUUUCUCGGGUUGACUUAUUGAUCCGCAGUGAUCGGGCACAUCUUCAUCUGCAGUCUUUCCCUGUAGUCCAUGCGCGAAUAAAACUCGACUUUAAGUCACAGCAGAUGUUGAAUUUGAGUUGCAAAUCGCUGCGCGCGAUCGCUUUGUAAUCGUAUCUCGACUUUGGACAAAUUUGCUUACAAACCAACAGACCACAAUGUCGCACGUUGGUUCAGGGCCGAAAAAUGACUCGGACUCGGAAAAGAAGUGUGAACCAGCCCAGGACACUUCAUCAGGAGAAAUGGACGUCCCUAAAACUAAACUAUUUGAUGCCAAGGCAAUCUUAUGGACUUUUGGCAAAUGUCUCACUGCCUUGUUGCCCGUUUACCUGGCUGGUUACUAUCGGAUGAGCACUAGUUUAGUGGUGUUUGGGAUGAUGGUUUACGCAGGAUGGAAACACUCUCGUGAGGCGAAGGAGGCGAGACUGAAGUCCGCUAUAGAGUUAGUCAACGACGAACAAGAAUACAUAUCCUCCAAAUCAUUUAGAAGUAGAAGAGACCUGCCUUCUUGGGUCAAUUUUCCAGAUGUGGAGAAAGUUGAAUGGCUAAACAAGGUUAUCCAGCAGGCCUGGCCAUAUAUUGGUCAGUAUUUGGAGAAGCUGCUGAUGGAAACCAUUGCUCCAUCCAUCCGCGGCUCCAGCAGUCAUCUGCAGACGCUCAGCUUCACGAAGGUCGACUUUGGUGGCAAGUCGAUGAAGGUGGUUGGAGUGAAGGCCCAUACAGAAAAUGAGAAAGGUCAAAUUCUGCUUGACGUUUACAUCAGUUACGUGGGGGAUGUUGAGAUAAACGUGGAGGUGAAGAGGUAUUUCUGCAAGGCUGGUGUGAAGGGAAUACAGCUUCAUGGAAUGAUGCGUGUGAUUUUGGAGCCGCUGAUCGGUAAUGUCCCAAUCGUGGGCGCUGUGACCAUGUUCUUCAUUCAAAGACCUAAACUGACCAUUAACUGGACCGGUUUGACCAACCUGCUGGACAUUCCAGGACUCAAUGUGAUGUCAGAUACUAUGAUCAUGGACGCGAUUGCUUCAUUCCUGGUUCUGCCCAAUCGUCUCACUGUUCCUCUAGUGGCAGACCUACAUGUGGCACAGCUGCGGUGCCCUUUACCCAGGGGAGUUGUGCGCAUUCACCUGCUGGAGGCUGAUGGCCUGGCUUCGAAGGAUAACAGUGUGAUGGCGGGUAUGUCUGACCCGUAUGCCCUGCUCAGAGUCGGCCCGCAAACCUUCAAAUCCCGCCAUCUGGACAACACGCUCAGUCCCAAAUGGGAUGAAAUGUAUGAGGUCAUCGUUCAUGAGGUGCCUGGUCAGGAGCUAGAGGUGGAAGUGUUUGAUAAAGAUCCUGAUCAUGAUGAUUUCCUGGGCAGGUACCAUAUCACUGUCUAUCCGUCUCUCAUUUAUUCUUUAAAAGGGUGGUUCACAUUGAAGGACACCCCUACAGGACGGGUUCAUCUCAGACUGGAGUGGCUGACGCUAGAAACCGACACAGAGCGACUGGAAGAGGUUCUGAAGAGAAAUGAAAGUGUGGUGAGUCAAACAGCAAAGCCUCCCUCAGCAGCCAUCUUGGCAGUGUAUCUGGACAAGGCUGAGGCACUUCCUAUGAAGAAAGGCAAUAAGGAUCCCAAUCCGAUCGUUCAAAUCGCAGUGCAAGAUGUUACUCGUGACAGCCGGAUUUGCUGGAAUACGGUGAACCCCCAGUGGGAGGACGCUUUCACUUUCUUCAUCAGAGAUCCUAGCAAGCAGGACAUUAACGUACAGGUGAAGGAUAAUGACCGUGUUCAGGUUUUGGGAAGUCUGUCCGUUCCUGUUUCCCGUCUUCUCUCUUGUCAAGAUCUGAAUUUGAAUGAGUGGUUCAAACUGGAGAAUUCUGGUCCAGAGAGCCGCAUCCACAUCAACACAGUGCUCAGGGUGCUCUGGUUGGAUGAAGCCGCUGCAGCUGCCUCUCUCCUCUCCAGUGACCCUCUUUCAAAGAGUUCUGCCUCUCGUCCACAGAAGACGACGCCCCAUUCCAGCUUCGCCACUGAGGGGAUGCUGCGUAUCCACCUCGUGGAGGGUCAAAAUCUGGUCGCGAAGGACAAUCUGAUGGGUGGGAUGGUGAAGGGCAAGAGUGACCCGUAUGUCAAGAUCCAAGUCGGAGGUGAAACCUUUAAAAGUCAAGUGAUCAAGGAGAACCUCAACCCCGUCUGGAACGAGAUGUAUGAGGUGGUUUUGACGCAUCUUCCUGGUCAGGAGUUGACCUUGGAAGUUUUUGAUAGGGACAUGGACAUGAAAGAUGACUUUAUGGGCAGGCUGAAGAUGAAUCUGAGUGAUAUAAUUAGCUCCGAAUACAUUAACGAGUGGUUUACUCUGAGCGACGUUAAGCGUGGCCGUGUUCAUCUCGCUCUGGAAUGGCUGCCCACUGUAACACAACCAGAGAAACUACAGCAGGUGUUGCAGUACCAGUCAAAGAGCUCGUACCUGAAUAAGACAGUGCCGACUGCCGCUCUCCUGUUUGUGUAUGUGGAGCGCGCGCAUGAGCUUCCUUUGAAGAAGAGUGGAAAGGAGCCUAAAGUUGGUGCUGAGCUGAUUUUGAGAGGAACUUCUCAUAGAACCACGGUCUCUGACCGCACCAGCUCUCCCCAAUGGGACGAGGCAUUUCACUUCCUGGUUCGAGAUCCAUUGAAUGAAGACCUUGUUAUGAAGUUGUCCCACAAUUGGGACUUCUCUCUGGGAUCUGUGGUGAUUCCCAUCAAAGAGCUUCUCUCUGAAGCAGAUCUGAUGCUGGAUCAGUGGCUCGAUCUGGAUGGAGCGUCACCCCAGAGUCAGAUUCUUCUCAGAGCUCAGCUGAAGAUUCUUUGCCCUAAAGAGACGGAGAGCUCUGAAGACCAUGAGGAGCCGAAACAUCCUGAAGCGUCCAGCUUUAGAAGAAAACCAGAGGAGGAAUUAGUGCAGGAGUCUAGUAUUGAGGAGGUCCCACCAUCUCCUGUUAGCAGGACUUCCUCUGUGUCAGUCCCAGAAGAGGAGGAAGUCCCUGAGGUCACAGAGGUCCCAGAAGUUUCCAGUUCAGAUGACCUUCGACCCUUGCACACCAGCCCUGACCCCAGCUUUGGUGCCGAGGGCGCGCUCCGCCUCCACCUGCUGGAAGCUGAAGAUCUGGUAGCGAAGGACAAGAUGAUGGGAGGGAUGGUGAAGGGGAAGAGCGACCCGUAUGUCAAGAUCCAUAUCAAAGACAAAAUCUUUAAGAGUCAUGAUCUCAGCAAAGUUCCUGAUUCCACUCCCAGUGAGGGUGGAUACAUGGAACCAGUCAAAACAUUUGGAUCAGCCCAUGAAGAGCAAAAACCAGAAGAGCAGUCUCACAAGAAGGUUUCCCCCAGUGCUCCUGCAGAGGAGUCAAAAGUCAGUAGUUCUGCAGACGUUCGACCCCAAAAGACCUGCCAUGACCCCAGCUUUGGCACCAAGCUUUCAAGUGCCUUUGAGCAGCCCUUAGGCUCAGUGGUUCUACCAAUCAGAGAGCUGCUUUCAAAACCAGAUCUACUGAUGGACCAGUGGUUGAGUUUGGAUGGAGCAGGUCCUGACACUCAGAUUCUGCUGAGGGCACAACUUAAGAUUUUGGACUCAAGUUUGGAUACAAGUGUCCUUCAUCGUAAAAAGCCUGUUGUUGAAGAAGAGCAUUCAGUGGGUGAAGAGCAGGAAGAAAAAGCUCCAGUCACUGUUGAACACUCACAAGCUGCAGUCAGUAAAGAGUCUGAGAAGAAAACGCUGCCAACAAAAGGGGUCAGUGAACUGGCAGCCUCUACUUUAGCACUUCCUGCUGUAUCACUGCCUGAAGAACAUCAGAAACAAACAGACGCCCAUGAUAUAGAUGACCAUCACACGCCAUCUGUACCCAAAACACAGCCUGCCACUGAGGAUCUCAGCAAAGUUCCUGAUUCCACUCCCAGUGAGGGUGGAUACAUGGAACCAGUCAAAACAUUUGGAUCAGCCCAUGAAGAGCAAAAACCAGAAGAGCAGUCUCACAAGAAGGUUUCCCCCAGUGCUCCUGCAGAGGAGUCAAAAGUCAGUAGUUCUGCAGACGUUCGACCCCAAAAGACCUGCCAUGACCCCAGCUUUGGCACCAAGGGGGUGCUGCGUAUCCACCUGCUGGAAGCUCAGGAUCUGGUAGCGAAGGACAACAUGAUGGGAGGGAUGGUGAAGGGGAAGAGCGACCCCUAUGUCAAGAUCCAUAUCGGAGACACAACCUUUAAGAGUCAUGUGAUCAAGGAGAACCUCAACCCCACCUGGAACGAGAUGUAUGAGAUGAUUCUGAGUCCUGAUCAUAAUCUAGAUGUGAAGUUUGAGGUCUAUGAUAAAGAUUUUGAAUCUGAUGAUUUCCUUGGAAGGUUCAAGCUCAAACUUGGACAUAUCAUCAGUUCCCAGUACAAUGAUGAAUGGUUUACUCUGAAUGAUAUAAAACACGGUCGAGUCCAUUUGGUCCUGGAAUGGCUUCCCACCUCAACACAGCGGGAUAGAUUGGAUCAAGUAAUGCAGAUGCAAAGCUCUCAGACCUACCAGAACAAGUCUGUGCCGUCAGCAGCGUUGUUGUUUAUUUACUUCGAAAGAGCUCAUGAUCUGCCUUUGAAGAAAAGUGGAAAGGAACCCAAAGCUGCUGCUGAACUUGUACUUGGAGGAACAUCCUAUAAAACCAAGGUGUGUGAUCGCUCAUCUUCUCCUUACUGGAAUGAAGCAUUUGACUUUCUGGUUUAUGACCCCAAAAAAGACAUACUUGUCAUUAAGCUCUCAAGUGCCUGGGACCAACCCAUGGGCUCUUUGGUUCUUCCAAUCAGAGAUCUGCUUUCAAAACCAGAUCUACUGAUGGACCAAUGGCUCGAUCUGGAUGGAGCUUCACCAAAGAGCCAGAUGUUACUCAGGGCACAGCUGAAGAUCUUGGAUUCAAAAAUGGCUGCCUUAGUGGCCAUGGGUUCAGGUCCUGUGUUGAGUAAUAAGCAGGCGGCCACCACUGGUCAGAUCAAAAUCUCCCUUUCCUUCCAGAAGAAGCUGACAGUGAUCAUCCAUGCGUGCAGGGGUCUGGUUACAUCAUCUAAGGACAGCUUAGACACCUACGUCUCCCUCAUUCUGCUGCCGGAUAAAAGCAAGGCCACGAAAAGAAAGACGACUGUGAAGAAGAAAAAUCUGAACCCUGAGUUCAAUGAAAGGUUUGAGUUUGAUAUGAGUGUGGAGGACGCUCAGAGACGAGAGCUCAGCGUUUGUGUGAAAAACGCAUCCUCGUCCUUCAUGAAUCGAGACAAAGACGUGAUCGGCCAGGUGCAGAUAGACCUGGGACAUGCUGACUUAGUCUCUGGAGUCACAGAAUGGUUUGAUCUGAAAGAAGAGCAGAACUAGCUCUAACUAGAACACAGUGUUCUUGACCUGAACACUUCACAGCCAACCUUAAACCUCUUCCUGAAGUUCAUCAGGUUAACUCUGCUGUCAUGUAUUGCUGCCAGUGCUUCCCUUCCACCUUUUUUUAUAACUUCACAAAAACACAUAUAUUUCUUUCCUCCGUCUAUUUAUCAACAGAUGAUUUUUGAGUGACCGGAUUAUAUGAUGUGAUUGAUCUUAGUGAUUUGAACAUAUUACUGCAUUGACAAAUCAAGUAUUUAAUCAAGUAUUACAUCAGAACUGAUAUAUAAAUUGGUGAUAUCUGUAUAAAUCAGUAUCAGACGACUGAAUGCUAACCGUAUGUAUUUACAGAGAUGUUGAGCAGGUGUCUGGAAAGAGUCUCGUCUUCCUGUGCAGGUUGCAGGACGCUGCAUUUGUGUUUAAGUUCAGAAGGAAAAGGAUGUUUUAAAAUGGGUUUCAUGUUUUGUUUUGUUUUUAAACCAAAGAAAUAUUUCUUUUUCUUUAUUGAAAAUGACAGGAUACAAUACUAGGUCUAAAUGUACACAUUUAUGAAGGAUUAUAAUUGACAGAAAUUUGUGCACCAAAAAUAUAAAGUGGUGUUAUUUAGUCUACACAUCACCACCUAAAAACUAUUUCAGAUAUUUAAUGUGCUGUCACCACAAUCUUUGUGUUGCAUUUGGAUAAUUAGCUGCUGUUUACACAUUGAUGUGGCUUAUGCAGCUUCUGUAGUCCAUUGUGAUGCCAAAUAUCGAGAAACUCAAUUUUUGGGCCAGAAAUAUGACUUUAAAGCUUGCAUGUUACAUUGUGUUUGAUUUUAGGCCUUAAAAAAAGGGGGGAGUUAUUUUGUGGUCAUUUUUAUUUGCAGUCAUUUAUGACAGUCUAUACAUAGGGUUCCCAUACUUGUGAAAACCUUGAAACAACAGGGAAUUUAAAUAGAUUUCCAGACCUGCAAAAAUCAUGGAACAUCAUAAAAUGUUAAAAGUCCCAGACAUUUCUAAAGUGAGUGUAAAUUUCUGGUUAUGCUUGGACAUUGAGUUUCAGUCAUAUGCGUUGAAUCAAAUGCAUUGAGCUGCAUUCAGAUCUCGGGCUCUAUUUUUUUUCUGUUUGGAGACUUUUGAACUCCAUGUAUGGUUGUUUAAAUCACUUCGUUCCAAGGAUUGGUACCCGAGUUACAAAUGAAACUCCAGUAAUGUCUAAAAUGAUUUGAAUGAUACUUAAUCACUAAUAGUUGGCUAUCUUGAUAAAAGUCAUGGAAAUUCAUUAGUUAAAAGGGUGGGAACCCUGUACAAGAGCUAGACCAAAAGUAAAUGCUUUUGCUGAGCUUUGUUCACGUUGUCAUGAUUUUUCAUGUUUAUAAUAUACUUAAUCUAUAACUACCAUUCAAAAGUUUGGGG
Sinocyclocheilus rhinocerous is the source of this 6914-nucleotide messenger RNA. Its product is annotated as extended synaptotagmin-1-like. Gene Ontology annotation, biological process: lipid transport. Gene Ontology annotation, cellular component: endoplasmic reticulum membrane. The record is from RefSeq and is a predicted model, not a curated record. Lineage: Eukaryota; Metazoa; Chordata; Actinopteri; Cypriniformes; Cyprinidae. The transcript is spliced from 47 exons. Gene Ontology annotation, molecular function: phosphatidylcholine binding; phosphatidylethanolamine binding; calcium ion binding. Bases 334 to 5520 code for a protein of 1728 amino acids.